AUGCCGGGACGCACUUAUUAUCCGGCUGAUAUAUAUUUCCAUAUCGGAGCACCGCCAAGGAUGAGACCUGGCGUACAGUUGCCCAGGCCAUUACUUAUCGAAGUAAGUGUCGAUGGCGCAUACCUCAAACGACAGCACUACCGAAGAUCAAAAGUGAUUUUUGUGUUUGGAGGUCCUGGCUUUGGCUCGCAUGAAGUUAUAGGCGAGGUCAUGCCUGUUCUUGAUCCUAAUAACCCGGAUCAGCUGGACAAGGCGUACAUUCUUUUUGAAGUGUCGCUUCCAAAUCUCCCAACCUCAUACACGGGCUCUGUGGAUUGCGUAUUGGAAAUAGUUGCCCUUGCUGGAGGCCGGGUCAGAACGAUUGGUCAAACUUAUAAAGACUUUAUUGUUUACUCUGACUAUGCUCCUGUAUCACUUCCUCCCACUUUUAUUUUCGAUACUAAGCGUGAACCUUGUAUUCUGGAAUUGUUCAAAGGAGCAUUUGGAAACGGGAAAGCCUAUGAAGAUGCAUCAAAAGGCAUUAUAUCUCAUGCAAUGUAG
This is a messenger RNA of Talaromyces atroroseus, 540 nucleotides long. RefSeq lists its product as hypothetical. The record is from RefSeq and is a predicted model, not a curated record. Bases 1 to 540 code for a protein of 179 amino acids. The transcript is spliced from 3 exons. NCBI's taxonomy places the organism in Eukaryota, Fungi, Ascomycota, Eurotiomycetes, Eurotiales, Trichocomaceae.